AUGGUAAUGCUUUACCAUCCAUGGCGUGAUGAACAUCGGGGCCUCAUUGAAAAUGAUAACGAACAAACUUGUGUAGAAAAUCAUGUUUCAAUAGAGGAAAAUCAAAGACAGUAUGAUGUUUUUGAUCAACGAGAGCUCGAAAAUGUUUUAAAUCAUCUUCGCGAUGAAGUAGAUGUUGAAACAAUUGAGCAACAUAACCCACCUGUUGUAGAUAACGAGUUUAGGGUUCUAGCACUUCCCGAAAUAGACCCUGGCUUGAAUUUGCUAGAUAUAAAUGAAGGAGAUCCAUCUAAUAAUGAUGGGGACUCAGGCGGGAAUCGCGAGUCUUACUAUCAAGCCGAUAUGAGUGUGCCUUCGAACUUUCGUGCUGAUUUAACGGAUUACAGGGAUUCACGAUUUGAUCGGGGCCAUCUGGCAGCCGCUGGCAAUCAUAAAUGCCAUCAGACACACUGUAAUGAGACAUUUUAUCUGACCAAUAUUGCACCACAAGUCGGAAAGGGCUUCAACCGUGAUGCAUGGAAUAAUUUAGAGAUUUAUGUACGUGAAUUAACUGAGCGUUAUGGCUCCGUUUAUGUUUGCACCGGUCCUAUUUAUAAGCCGAAACGUCAGCUGCGCGGUGUCAAUGAUGCGGAGAAUUGCAGAAAGGUAGAUGGCAAAUGGUGUGUGGAAUAUGAAGUGAUUGGUGAGAAUACUGUGGCGGUGCCAACGCACUUUUUCAAGGUUAUCACUGUCGAAUCAAAGCUACCAGGCGGUCCGCCCUAUAUGGAGGCGUACAUAAUGCCAAAUGCACCUAUUAGUAGCAGUACGAAUAUACGCAACUUCCUGGCCGAUAUUAGAGAAAUUGAGCACAUUGCAGGACUGCAAUUUUUCAAUGGCCUUCGUCGAAGCUUCUUUUUUGGGACCAAUUACAGUACGGCAUGUGAUAUAUACAGAAAUUUUGUUUGAAUAAUUGUAUGGGGAAGGUGGAUUUGAGGGGAGAUAAUAGAUGGUUACGAUUUUAUGGUGUGCUAAUUAAGGCUUUUAUGUAAAAGUGAA
This is a messenger RNA of Rhagoletis pomonella (apple maggot), 1035 nucleotides long. Its product is annotated as endonuclease G, mitochondrial-like. Gene Ontology annotation, molecular function: metal ion binding; nucleic acid binding; RNA endonuclease activity. NCBI's taxonomy places the organism in Eukaryota, Metazoa, Arthropoda, Insecta, Diptera, Tephritidae. The transcript has 2 exons. Gene Ontology annotation, biological process: apoptotic DNA fragmentation. The coding region runs from base 1 to 945 and encodes 314 amino acids. Gene Ontology annotation, cellular component: nucleus; mitochondrial inner membrane. The record is from RefSeq and is a predicted model, not a curated record.